CUUGUUUAUUUCCAGACUUUUCCAGAGAAUUCCAGUAAACUUGUUACUGGCGGUUACAGAGAGACGGCCUGGUUAUUGAAUCACAGUAGGGGUGUCUGGGUAAGCCACGAGGGGUGGGAGUGAAAGAAGAUUGGACAACCGAGGGUGCUGCUCUUGUAAGGUGAUGAUCUGAAGGCGGAUGUUUGGGCCUUGAUAUCUACAGUGGCUGGGGACCAUUCGAAAAAGGGCGUGGUUCAUCUGGAAAAGGCGUGGCUAUUCAGGAAAAAGGCGUGAUUUAUUUGAAAAAGGCGUGGCCUUUCUGGAGAAGGCGUGGUUUAUCGCGGAAAGGCGUGGCCAUCUAGAAAAAGGCGUGGUCAUUCUGGAAAAGACUUUUAUUUCUGAACAGUGGCUGUCUUACUCAAGACGUGGAACUCUAAAAAAAGGCGUUGCUACUUUUGAAAAAGGCGUGGUCCUUUUGGAAAUAGCGGUUUAUCGAUGAAAAUUGUGCCCCACUGACCUUGAAAUUGACCUAUAUGGCGGUUCAAGGCCGAGGCCAUUAUGUCAGGCGUGCUAACCAGACGGAAACCAGGCGAGGGCGGGGUGUCUGUCCGGUACACGCCCUGCGCUAAGUCCGAGCUCCAGGCGGAUGGGGCAGACAGCGACCAGGAGCAGAUAGCCAUCGUCGAGGAGGAGCCCAGGGAGGGGGAGGAAGAGGAGGAGUUCGCGGGGAGCAGCAGCAGUGGGGGCGGGGGCAGCGGGGGUGGAGGGGGCGUUUUUCACCUGCCGAAGCGAACAGAGUUCACCUGCGCCCGGGUGUCGGAGGGCGGCGGGGGGAGUCGGGGUGAUGCGGAGGUGAGAACACACAACAACGAACAUUAUAACGAUAUCGAGAUCGAUGACGACGACGGGGGCGGGGUGCCCGACGGCCCGGGGAGGGGCUCGUUGACCGGGACGCUGAGCCAGCUGAAGCGGUCGCAGGUGUCGGUGCAGACGGUGGUGGCGGCCAACGGUCCCAGGAACUCGCCGCCUGGUACCAUCUUCACGGCGCAGUCGACGUCAACGGACCGGGUCAAACUGAUUGGAGAAAGGUUAAGCUCCAGCGACAAGAUCAGCCUGUCCUCGCCCAUCUAUUCCAGCAAGGUGUUGGAGCAGAAGGCCAAGUCCACCUCCAAACAGAGUCUCCUUGACCUCUUCAGCAGCAGACUGGAUAAGGUCAAGGUCAACCGGAAGCGCUUCUCCCUGGCGCAGGCAUCGCUUAUGAAAAAACCGCGGCCGAGUGAUGGCAACAUCAUCGCGCACACCACACGCAACCAGCGACGGCAACGCCGGAAGGAGAUCAGCCGGAACUUCGGCCGCAAGAGCAUCAAGGGCGACGCCCGGAUCGAAACGGCUGCGUCGGUCAGCUCCGACCGCGAUGGAUGCAACUGGACGUUCGUGUUUGACCCGUCGGGGCGGUUGUGCUACUGGUGGUCAAGCGUGGUCAGCGUGGCUUUCCUCUACAACUUCUGGGUACUCAUCUACAGGUUUGCCUUCCAGGAGAUCAACUCCAACAACCUGGCCGUGUGGUUCACGCUGGACUACUCGGCGGAUCUGCUCUACCUGCUCGACAUCGCUUUCCACUUCCGGUCCGGAUAUCUGGAGGACGGCGUCCUCCAAACGGACCCUACGAAACUCCGCAUCCACUACAUGAAUACGACUAUGUUCUAUAUCGAUUGUUUAUGCUUGCUGCCCAUUGACUUUUUAUACCUCAGCAUUGGAUUUUGUUCUAUACUUCGUUGCUUCCGACUUGUCAAAGUCUACCGGUUUUGGUCGUUUUUGGACCGCACGGAGCGCCAUACAAACUACCCGAAUGUGAUAAGAACAGCAACGCUUAUUCAUUAUCUUUUAGCUCUUUUUCAUUGGAACGCGUGUCUGUACUACGUCGUGUGCUUCCGAAUGAACAAGCCCACGAACAGAUAUAAUUUUCCAAAGGACGAGAAGAACACACUGAUACAGUACCUGCACGCGCUGUACUUGAGUGUGAUCUCCCUGACUACCAUUGGGGCCCCGCCCCCACCCAAGUCGGUGACGGAGUACCUCUUUGUGAUAUUCGAGCUGCUUUUCGCUUUGUUAUUGUUCGCUACCGUGCUUGGACAUAUUGCUAAUAUCGUCACCAACGUCAGUGCUGCGAGGAAGGAGUUUCAGGGUAAGUGUUUGUUGUGA
Physella acuta is the source of this 2181-nucleotide messenger RNA. RefSeq names its product cyclic nucleotide-gated channel cone photoreceptor subunit alpha. The record is from RefSeq and is a predicted model, not a curated record. Gene Ontology annotation, biological process: monoatomic cation transmembrane transport. Lineage: Eukaryota; Metazoa; Mollusca; Gastropoda; Physidae. Gene Ontology annotation, molecular function: intracellularly cGMP-activated cation channel activity; protein-containing complex binding; cGMP binding. Gene Ontology annotation, cellular component: intracellular cyclic nucleotide activated cation channel complex; plasma membrane.